CUCAGCUGCAGCAUGACCAGGACCGAGAGCCUGAGAGUGCGGACUUAACAAAACAAUGCCCAGCCUAAUUGUCGAACCACUCGCACACCACUUCAUCAUGGACAGAGAUGACAGGAAGAAAAACAAGAAUAUUGGAAAGAACUUUAUGUGCCGUCUCCAGUGCAUGUUCUCACACUCAUCAAGCUCUGAGAGCAGGCUAACUUUAGAAGAUACCCAACAAUGGUCACAGUCUUUGGAAAGGCUUCUAGACUCUAAAUAUGGAUUAGCGGCAUUUCGCAACUUUCUGAAAUCUGAAUACAGCGAUGAGAAUAUUGAAUUUUGGCUUGUCUGUGAGGACUACAAAAAGAUCAAGUCUUCCUUCCGAAUGUCAUCCAAAGCCAAGAAGAUUUACGAACAGUUUAUCAAAGCCGAAUCUCCAAAAGAGAUCAACAUUGACUACCACACCCGAGAGCAAAUCAAAAGAAACGUCAAGACCCCCACCAUCUAUUGCUUUGACGACGCACAGAAGAUUGUUUAUGGGCUGAUGGAAAGAGACUCAUACCCACGGUUUCUACGAUCGGACAUUUAUAGAACGCUCCUAGAAAACCUUUCUGCCGAUGCUACAAAGGGAUGAAAGCAAGAGGAUGCAAAUGGAGAUCAAACUGGAAUGUUUCAGCCAAUUCAGCAGGGAGGACUAAUAAAGAGGGUCAACAAGUACGCCUCAUAGACAGAAACCGAAGUCUUGGAGUCGUCAUGUCACGGAAGGAUCCCCACAAUAAGCACUGUCUAAGGAGACGACAAUGCGGCCCCACUGAUAUUGACAAUGUAGUAUUUGAUUUCGCUGGCUCACAUCUGACCCCGUGGUCCAUUUGACAGAAGAAGGAAGCCCUGGGUGACUGACGCCCGCUCUGAUCAGUGUGCUAAGAUCCCACACACGGCACACUGGAGUGGGUGCACAGGAUCUAACACAAAUUGUUCAGAAGGCAUUUAUUUUGUGAGAUGAGGAUAGGUUAGUAUACGAUAGAAAUUCACCAACAAUUUUGCAGACCCUGCUCAUAAAUCCCCAUGAAUCACCAUCAUUGUUUGUUGCUGCAUGAAAUGAGAUUCAUUCAUGCGGUUUGCCAGACCUCACGAAACAAUGCAAGUUAAUCCAUACAAUUAAGGCUGCUGUUUGUGUGUUCUGUGAAACGUGUUCUUAGGAAAGUACAAGACUUUAUAACAGGAGACCUGUGGGUCACCCUCAUUAAUACUCAUAUACUGUAUAUGUGUGACGUCAUCAUUUUCAGGUCAGACUUUGGGAACUUAGUUUCAUCAACGUCUGCAUACAGUUCAUUUUGCACAUAAUGACGACAUUUAAAACAAAAAAUAUACUACUGCUAUAUUUCACUAUUUAUGACAACAGUUUUGCUGAGUGGAAACUGAAUCAAAUGUUGCAAAACAGCAAUAAUGAACUUUCAUGUAUGCUGACUGGCCGUAAUAGAGGUCUACGGUGACUUUUUGCAGCACUGAAAUGUCAACGCUUUUAAUGUAAGAAAUCAUUUGAGUGGAAAUAUUUAUUACAGGAAAAACAACAAUUGAACUUGCAUGAUAACACUGGUAAAACUCUUUGUAUACACACGUUGAGGCAUACUGUUGAAAUGAUAUCUGAAGCACUAUAUGCUAUAUGUUAUUUAUUCUAGGUCACACAAUAACUUAACUUGUUGCUAGUACUGUCGUACUUGUAAUAAUGUUAAAUAAUUAUUAUUUAUUUUUCACGUUUGGCUUUUCCCUGUCUGGGGUCACCACAGUUUAACCGCUUGGUUUUCACCCAACCCUGGCCAGGAAGUAUGUACCUUAUGUACCUUAUGGUAUGUUUAUGACAACUGAAAGAAACAUUCAUACAUUAGAUUUAUACAUUCAUUUGCAUUUGCAUUGAAGAAAACAUCUUUGUUUGAAUCCCAAAAGAGGGCAUUAAAGAUAUUUGUUUUAUGUGUAUAAAGCUAUAUUUGUAAUUGAGUAAAUUAUUUAUUUCCAUUUCAGGUCAUUUUCUAUAUACAUACCAAAUGUUUCAAGGAAGAUCACGACAGAUGAGCACUGUUUUGGACAGUAAUAAAUCACUUACUGAUACCACAGCAAUGUGUUUUACAUCUUUUUUCAAACUUGAGAGCCGAGGGUUGAAUGAGUUGGGGUGAGCCGGAUACUUGUUAUAAACGUAAAUAUGAUUUUUAACAUUAUUAGAGCCCUCUAGACAUGACAUAAUACCCCUAUAGUCAGCUUUACAUUCAUUCAUUGCUGGAGCCUAUCCCAGCUGUCUUCGGGCGGGAGGCGGGGUACACCCUGGACUGGUCGCCAGCCAACCACAGGGCACAUAUAGACAAACAACCAUUCACACUCACAUUCAUACCUAUGGACAAUUUGGAAUCGCCAAUUAACCUAACAUGCUUUUGGAAUGUGGGAGGAAAUCGGGAUGGCCGAGGAUGGAAUUGAACCCUGGUCUCCUAGCUGUAAGGUCUGCGCGCUAACCACUCGUCCGCCGUGCCACCCAGCUUUACAUUCAUAUUACCCAAUAUAGAACACAUUAUCAGACAAAAUACGUCAUAAAUAAGACUUUUGCUCAUGAGUGUUCGAAUAAAUGUGUUCACAGCCGCAACAGUA
This is a messenger RNA of Doryrhamphus excisus (bluestripe pipefish), 2613 nucleotides long. Its product is annotated as regulator of G-protein signaling 21-like. The record is from RefSeq and is a predicted model, not a curated record. NCBI's taxonomy places the organism in Eukaryota, Metazoa, Chordata, Actinopteri, Syngnathiformes, Syngnathidae.